Melampsora larici-populina 98AG31 is the source of this 1041-nucleotide messenger RNA. RefSeq lists its product as uncharacterized. Bases 1 to 1041 code for a protein of 346 amino acids. The record is from RefSeq and is a predicted model, not a curated record. The transcript has 5 exons. Lineage: Eukaryota; Fungi; Basidiomycota; Pucciniomycetes; Pucciniales; Melampsoraceae.
AUGGGGAGAUGGUGCCGGCUCGUCCUGGUCACCUUUGCCGCCGUCGUGUUUGGAGCUCACGUCAGGAUCACCUUACAUUGUACUCGAGCCGAGGAUUUGCCGCCUAUCGCAAUCAUCCUGGCAAGUCCACGCCGUUUGUCGACAACCGAGUCCAGUAAGCGGACAUGUUUCUCCGACGACGUUCAAAGCAAUUACGAUAUGGGAGGAAAGAACAAACCAAAAAAUCUUCUCGGCAACAUGGGUUUCAGGUCAAAGCGGCGUCGAAAGGCUGCCACUCCCCCUAAGAUCACUCCUCAACAAGCCCAAUCGAUCUCGGCUUCUCUCGGCAUCACUAACCAGCCUGUUCACGGUUCGAAUGCAAAUCUCAAGGACUCACUCAAUGAUCCCGUAUUGGCUCAAUACAUGCCUUUUCCGUACCAACCAGAACCCUCUACUCCUCCGAUCCCUGACGAUGCCGAUCACUUUGCUCAAGAAAGUCGUGAAUAUUGGAAAGAAGAGGCUCGAAGACGUCAAAAACUUCAGUGGAAAGAAAUUGAAGUUCCGAUGACUGCUACUUAUCUAGAACUUCAGCAUAAAACAAGGAAUUGGACUUCUGAAGCCUCGUACCUCGAUCAAAAUAUACACUGUCAAUGCUCCGAUUCUGAACUCACAUUGCAACCCCUUGAUCUUAUCGACAUCUUAGGAUUUCACAGCAAAACCUAUAUUUCUUUCUUCAACAUGUAUCGAUCAAUCAUGCUCUGUACGAAGAAAAUUUAUAACGAAGGCCUCACACUUUCAAACGCUCAACUAUUGGCUGAUCGCUGUGGUAGAUGUUUUGGACCAGCAAUUAAUGAAGAACAUUUACCUCAAGAGCCACAUGUUAUUGUUGCUUUAGAUGGUAAUUUUCAACAUAGGCAUUACACCCAGUCAAGCAAAGAUAAUCCUACCGAAGACGAGUAUCCGGAGAUUUUUAUAAAACCGUCUGAUAUGAAAAAGCACGAGAUUCUUCAGCAUUCGACCGAAGCCCAAGCCAAGAACAUUAAGGUAGGAAUUACAAAUUAA